Molecule: messenger RNA, 7055 nt
Organism: Anopheles funestus (African malaria mosquito)
Lineage: Eukaryota; Metazoa; Arthropoda; Insecta; Diptera; Culicidae
Gene: Hr38
Product: probable nuclear hormone receptor HR38
Exons: 4
Coding region: 585-3245 (886 amino acids)
Biological process (GO): regulation of transcription by RNA polymerase II; cellular response to corticotropin-releasing hormone stimulus
Cellular component (GO): transcription regulator complex; nucleus
Molecular function (GO): DNA-binding transcription factor activity, RNA polymerase II-specific; zinc ion binding; nuclear glucocorticoid receptor binding
Source: RefSeq, a predicted model, not a curated record
CAUCGUCAUCCUUGUCCUUUUCGUCACCCUCGUCGUCCUCUUACUGCUCCUCGGCCAGCUCAUCAUCCUCUUCCUCGUCCCCACCGUCCAGCCUUUUCCGCUCGUCGCUCGUGGUCGCGGAUGGCUGCGACGGGUUGCAGUGCUAUGGCAGCUUCGAUCCCGUUGCCGGUACGGUCGAAGUGAAGCAUAGCACCGACCGACCGACCGACGGUUUGCAGCAGUACUACUGCGACCGGAAUGGCAAUGGUUACGGUGCCAACCUGAACGGGUCCGGCGGCGAUCCGAACAACAAUGAUCCAUCCAGCGAGGAGUUUGAAUAUUUUAGCGAGAAAAAGUGUGCUCCCCAUUUGCUAUCGCGAGUGGCAACCUCACCACCGGUCCCAUCGGCGGUCCCAUCCGCAGAUCCAUCGUCAGUGUCGCAGCCAGCGAGUCUGACGACCGAACGAAGUCCCCUGACGCCAGGUCGCAGCGGUUCCGGUACAGCUUCCGGUGCCAGUGACCAUUCGAACGACAACCUGCGCAAAGUAGCAGCAGCAACAGCAGCAGCAGAAGCCGCGGACAGUAGUAGCAGCUCAGCGACAAGCAUGUUACUGCUGCAGCCACAGGCGUCAUCUUUUAGUUCCGUUUCUUCAUUUGAUUAUUUACUGUCACAAUCGCAAAGUCAUCAUCAGGAGCAGACUUAUCAUCAUUCGCAUCUGCCACAGGAGCAGCAGCAGCAACAGCAGCAACAGCAGCAACAGCAUCAUCCGCAUCCCCAGUCGGCGCUAGGACAUUCCCAACAGCAACAUCAUCUCGACCAACAGCAGCAUCAUACCCAUCCACACCAUCAUCACCAUCAGCUUUCGUCCGGGCUUGAUAAGUUCGUGGAGCUGUUCAGCUCGACCCAGCCGCAUACGCCGGCCGAAUCGAUCACCACCGAGUCGUAUCUAGCGGACCAGACGCAACAUUCCAACAGCUCGAGCGAUACGCUCGUCGGGCUCGAGGACAAUCCGUCCACGUUCGGCGGUUCCAGUGACAGCAUCCCGUCGGCAUUGCUCAAAUCCGCCUACAAGGAGGAACUGCCGAGCCCGUUCAGUGCCGGACCGUCGACGAGGGCACCCACAACCGAACCGCCCGAUACGGAUCUGCUGUUCGAGUCGUCCUCCACCGAAGAGCUCGGUCUGUUGACGCUUCGCUCCAGCAGCGAUCCGGUGUUGGCUAGCAGUGCCCGACUACCGCAGGCAAUCGUACACGCGCAGACCGCUGCACAGUCGGGUCAGGUGCUGCGGCCCAGCACAUCCGCGGCCGGACCGAGCGGUGUGGAUACGGCAGCAAUAGCAGCGGCGGCAGCAGCUGCUGCAGCAGCAGGUAACACCUCGCUACUGCCCAGCUUCCAGGAAACGUACCAGAUCAAGUACAAUCAGUUGGCCAGCUACGGGCUGAAGAUGGACGACGAUUGCUUCAAGAUGGCUGGGUCUCCGCAUCAUCAUCAGGCCGUUACGGCGGCGUACGCGCAUCAUGGUAACGUGUACGGCCAUGGCCAUCAGCAUCACCAUCAUCCGCAUGCCGGUUCGGGAGGAGUACUCGGUGGAGUUGGAAUCGUCGGCACGGGACUGCAUCAAGGCCAUUACGAAUUUACGUCACACACCGCCGGUGGUCAAGGUGGAGCAACUGGGGGUGGUAUCACACAGUACAACAACCCUACGGGACCCCCCGGAGGAGGUGGUGGUGGGGCCACCGGUGGCAGCUUCUACUCACCUUCGUACGAGCAGCACCCAGCGGUAAGCAUUUCUGAGCAAACUAUCUCCAAUUGCAUUCUUUACCAACCAGGGACACUUCUUUUACAGGGCUAUGGUGGACAGGUUGGAGCACAGGACACAUACUCAUUGCCGCCGUUCCCAACCGUUGCGGAGCUGCACGUAACCACGACCUGCCACCGCCGGUCAUCCCUCCCGAUACAGCGGUCGGAGUCAACGUCCAGCAGCGAAAGUCCGAAACCGCCACGAAUUGCGAUCUACAACAAGUACGCGGCACUGCCGAGUGCCUCCAGUUCGGCUUCUAGCUCACCUGGCUACAUGAACAACAACAAUCCGAACACGAUCAACAACAAUGAGGUUGCGGCAGCAGCGGCUGCGGCCGCAGCAGCAGCUGCUUCCGGAGGUAUCGUUGGAAGUAGUGCUCCAACGCCAUCGGUGGCGCCUGCUGCCAGUGCAACAGCCGCGCGUGCAGCACCGACCGCCCAGAGCCCUUCGCAGCUGUGUGCCGUGUGUGGUGAUACGGCCGCCUGCCAGCACUACGGUGUGCGAACAUGCGAAGGCUGCAAGGGCUUCUUCAAGCGCACCGUCCAGAAGGGUUCGAAAUAUGUCUGCCUUGCGGACAAAGCAUGCCCGGUGGACAAGCGUCGGCGAAACCGGUGUCAGUUCUGUCGCUUCCAGAAGUGUCUCGCCGUCGGUAUGGUGAAGGAGGUCGUCCGCACGGACUCGCUCAAGGGUCGUCGCGGUCGGUUACCUUCGAAGCCGAAAUCCCCACAGGAAUCCCCGCCGAGUCCGCCCGUGUCGAUGAUAACGGCGCUGGUGCGGGCCCACGUCGAUACGACACCCGAUCUCGCCAGCCUCGACUACAGCCAGUACAGGGAACCGGGCCAGAACGAACCGAUCAUUACCGAGGCGGAAAAGGUGCAACAGUUCUACAACCUGCUCACCACGUCGGUUGACGUGAUCAAACACUUUGCGGACAAGCUGCCCGGUUACAACGAUCUCAGCGUCGAGGAUCAGGAGCUACUGUUUCAGUCGGCUUCGCUAGAGCUGUUUGUGCUGCGGCUGUCCUACCGUGCCCGGAGUGACGACACGAAGAUGACGUUCUGCAACGGUGUCGUACUGCACCGUCACCAGUGUCAGCGUUCGUUCGGCGACUGGCUGAACGCAAUACUCGAGUUCAGCAAAAGUCUGCACGCGAUGCAGAUCGACAUCUCGGCGUUUGCCUGCCUGUGUGCGCUCACACUGGUCACUGAACGGCACGGUCUCCGGGAGCCGAAAAAGGUGGAACAGCUGCAGAUGAAGAUCAUCAGCAGCUUGCGGGAUCACGUCACCUACAACUCGGAGGCACAGCGCAAACCGCACUACUUUAGCCGGCUGCUCGGUAAGCUGCCCGAGCUCCGGUCGCUCAGCGUCCAGGGACUGCAGCGGAUAUUCUAUCUCAAGCUGGAAGAUCUCGUACCCGCACCGCCCCUGAUCGAGAACAUGUUUCUCGCCAGUCUGCCCUUCUAGAUAUGUGUGUGGGGUGUAUCUAAGUUGACGCGUACAAAACCUCUUCCACACCGUACUAAGCAGAACAAAAACAAAAACGCAAACAAAAGACAUCCCUCCCUUGCCUGGCUGCAACGACAAGAAUGAUUAGGCUAGUGCGGUUUGUUGUGCGAAACCGUGCGCUGUUCUCACGCUGUACUGUCCACGUUCCCGCGACGAUACUACGUGUAACCCCGUAGUGAGCAUCAUCGUGUUAGGUGUUUAGAAUUAAUAAUGUUUACAAACAACCGCAACAAACAAACAAACAAACAAAAAAACAUUAUACUGCUGGUUAUACUUGCGUGUAUUUGUGUGUGAGCUAGCUAGUAAGAUGAUCGUACAAUGAUCCUUGUGUGUGAGUGUGUGUGUGUGUUUGCGUGUGAGUUUGUACAUGUGUGUGUGUGUGCGUAUGUGGGAGUAGAACAAUAAGUAUGGUUAGAUAAACGAUCGAUGAAACGUAAAAAUGGCUUUAUUUUUAAGAGGAAAUACUUUUGAGACAACUUUAGAUAAAUCAAUUCAACUCUUAAUUGCCCUCCCCCAGAAAGACAUCCUUAGCAUCCUGCUGCGCAACCGGCUUGUGUACCGAUCGAUUGAAAAACGAAAUGAUUUAUGGGACAAUUUUUCAUCAUUUUUAUUUUCCAAUUUUUAAGGCACUUGAUCAGUUUUUUUUAAACCCCCCUCUCUUCCCUCGCUGCUGGAUACAAUGUCGGCACUUUGGUGCUUGAUUGUUUUAAAUGAAUUGCAAUUAAACUGUGAUUAUAUUGAUGAGUUUUUCGAUUUUCACCUAGGAUCCGGGCUCGGGUCUAUAUAGGUAGGGGUUUCCCGCUUGGUCCAGCGUUCAAGUUUAUCGUACGCUUCUUAUCGUGCAGUUUUAUUUUUAUACGUCAAAAGAAAAAAAGCCCCAAAAAUUGCAUAUCCCGACCAAAGCACCACUGCGCUGCUCGUUUCGUUUUUGGGGAGCAGAAAAAAAGCAGCUUCGGAACCGCAGUCGGAGUUUGAGUGUCGCCACAUGAAUUAUGCAUCGGCAAAGCGAAGAAGAAUCCUUCCACGCAUGGUUGUUUCCCUUUUUUAGUGGAACGCAUUUAAACGACCGCUUUGCUUUGCUUUUGGUGUUGCGGUUCAUCAACCUCUUCUUGCUACCCGGUAGAGUCAUCCGCUGUUAAACCUCCUGGAGCAAAAAGGCUUCCUCGAGCGUCCGACCGCAUCACCCUUGUGUGUCAUUAUCGGGUGCGUGGUCAGGUUAUUAUAAAUGUAGAUUGUUCGCCCUGUUCGAUUGGACAGAAUAACGUUUCGGAUAAUUUAUUGACCGCAACCAGUAUUUUCCUUUGGCGGUUGCUGUGCUGUUUUUUUUUUAAUUCGCCCCGAUGGGUAUGUUUAUUAUGUAUGUUUUUAUUUGAUGCAGUCGCCCAAUCAAGGAAGAGGGAAAGUUUUUGCAAAUGUUUGCCCCCAAAACUAAGUUAGGGGUCCCCUGUUUUUGGGUGGGUGACGAAAAUAAAUCAAUUUUUCGCUCAUUCGUUUGUUACAUUUCGCUGUACCGUCUGUGAAGCGUUGUGAAGCAAAUUUGGGAAAACAAAAGUGAUGAAAAAUACCUAUUUUCACAACGGUACGGCAAGCGUAAACUUCAAAUGUCGAUCAAACCCAUCAAGAAGGAAUCAAUAGGUUCAUACAAAAAUUGUUCGGCACCUGAAUCGAGUUUCAAAACAACACUAAAACAGAACAGAACCCGUUGUGGUUACCCAACUAGUGUACUCAGAGUAGAUAACCAUAAUAGAUAACCAUAAGUAGUACAAAACCAGAAAUAAGGACAUAAAUAGUAAAAGCGUCUCAAAUUCAGCAAAACUCAUUACAAAAUCCAUAAGAAAGAUAGCAAAAUAAGAUAAGAUCGUAUACAAGGGAGAGAGAGAGAGAGAACGAGCAGAAGGAAAACAAGGAGAGGAGAAAAAUAAUCUUGAACAACAUUAUUGCGAUACUUUUAUGCUAGUCGGAUAAUUUUAAUUGUAAAAAAAACAAGCAAAGUGAAAACGAAAAGGAAAACUUACCACUAACCUUGUCACCUGUACGAAAGGAUAAGAAAAACGGGGAAGCCAUUUUUCACUAGCAAAAUAAAAAAGCAAACUCUCUCACACACACACACAUCUAACCCGUUCAGUGUUACGUACAAUAUAGGUUAGGUAGAAGAAAAAAGAAAACGAACAGCAUGCACAAAUCUACCGCAAAUAGAAACAAAAUCCAGCCCAAGGAGCUUAUCUAGUAGAGAAUGUGUAGCUAACGCGUGUUAGUAAAAUGAAGCUCCUACAGAAUGAUCCACCCAGCAACAUAAACAGGAGCAAAGAACAUAAGUAAAGUUUGUACUACAGGAGCGCUCCAUAGGUUUGAAGUGGCUUUUGCACAUCUUGAAUCUUGAUUUGCUUUGUUUAGCAAUAAUUACGUUACCAGAGCUUGCCAUUGAACUUUUACGUUGUUUGUUUUAUAAUUAUGUGUUUUAUUUUCUUUUUUGUUUAUGUCUUUGCGUACCGCCACGUUAUCGGUGGGUAUCUUUUGUGGUUUUUUUCUCGCGUUUAAUUUUCAUAGUGUAAUCUUUUCCUCCGUUUGUUAACUCGUGACGAUAGUUUAGUGUACUUUAUGUUUUGUUUCUUUAAGUUUAAUUAUUGUAAGUUUAAUUAUAUUGCCAAGUUUAAGAUGCUUGUUUUUUGUGUACAUAUACUUUGUUAGCAAACAACUUACCCGUAAGAUUGCGUUACAACCAUUAAAGCUAGAGAUAUCGUGUGUGCAAAUUACAAACUCCUGGAAAUCCUUCCGAAUAACGAACGGCCAACGCUUAGUUUCGUGCUUCUUAUUCAAGUGUAGUGUCCACGCUUCUGCUCGGUAGUUAAAACCAUAAUCUAUUUCACACGUGCCUACACACACACACACACAUAUGAAGACUCGUCUUGUUUAGCAAGUGUCCGGCAGUCCGGCGCCUUACAAUUCCGAACAAUGUUUGCCUUCGAAAGCACCUUCUAAAACAAAACAAAAAUGUUUGUCUUCUAAAGAUAACCAGGAAACUGUUCACUGUUCCACGGAAACGAACCUGUACCGAAUGAAAAUGAUUGAGUUGACGUAUUACUUUAGUUUUUCAUGCAUCUGAUAGGAACCAAAAGACACACAUACCGCGAGAGAAAGAAAGCGAUACAAAAACGAAUUAAAUAGAUACCUGAAAGUGCCAUUUUAUUGUUCUUUCCUGAGAGGAAAGGAAAAAUGGGGUUUAAAAAAACGAGAAUGUUAUCGUUUAUCAUAUGGACACAAUAGAAUUCACAACAUACAGAGAAGAAAAAAAAUGAAAACUAAAAUGAAAAUGUAAGUUUGUGAGAUCAGUGGUAAAAAAAGAGGUACACAAAACAGGUAACAACAUUGAGGAACACAGUACAGAAGAAAACAAAAACCGGAUGCCUUGAAGUUAACCUAUACCAGAGACUAUAGAACGAACCGGAAAGCACAACCCCGGGAAGCAAACAAUUAUGACAAAACAAAAAACUAUCGGCUAAAAGACUUGUGGAAAAGACAAAUAGAUAAAAAAAAUAAUAUAUUUAAUAAAAAACAAAUGAACUUUAAUGUAUGGACACAUAUUACAUAUAACUAUUCGCCGGUUGAAGCAACCGAUACGUAACUAGGCAAAAGUGAAAUAGAAAAGGAAAUGGAAAAGGGAGAAAGAGAGAAAAGGGGACGAAACAAAAAAAAAGACACACACACACAACAUGGGAACCAAAUUUUCUGCUAAGUGGAUACAUUUAUAUAUAUACACAUUCGACCGUG